This is a messenger RNA of Pocillopora damicornis (cauliflower coral), 3830 nucleotides long. Its product is annotated as BOS complex subunit NOMO3. The record is from RefSeq and is a predicted model, not a curated record. Gene Ontology annotation, molecular function: carbohydrate binding. Gene Ontology annotation, cellular component: endoplasmic reticulum membrane. Lineage: Eukaryota; Metazoa; Cnidaria; Anthozoa; Scleractinia; Pocilloporidae.
UUCAAGCAUGGCGCCCUCACCUACAGUGGCUCUUGUAAGCAAAAUGUUGUCGUUUUCUCGCCUGAUUCUUUUCUCGGUGCUUAUCGUUGUAUUUAGGUACUCGUCGUCAACGAAAGCUCAAGAUGUUGUUGGUUGCGGAGGAUUCGUUCAAUCAGACGUGGACAUCAACUACUCUCUUAUACAGAUGAAGCUGUUAACCAAGCAGGGAAUCAUCAAGUCUCAAACAGAAUGUGCACCAAACAAUGGCUACUUUCUCAUUCCAUUGUAUGACAAGGGAGUAUUUAUGUUGAAAAUUGAGCCUCCUGUUGGUUGGAGUUUUGAUCCAAACAGUGUGGAAUUAAACAUAGAUGGUACCACAGAUAGAUGUAGCAAAGGAGAGGACAUAAACUUUGUGUUUACUGGUUUCACACUCGCUGGAAAGGUUGUCAGUAAAGGUAGAGGACUUGGACCAUCUGGAGUGGAAAUUUCUCUGCAGGAAUCAGCAGGUGAUAAACAAAGGAAGACAGUCACUGCAGAAGGAGGAUUUUUCAGUUUUUCUCAAGUCAUGCCUGGAAAAUACCAUGUGAAGGCUAGCCACUCCUCAUGGACUUUUGAAAAUGCUGAAGCAGAAGUGACAGUGGAGUCCAGCAAUGUUGAUGUUGUUGAUAAGAUAGUAGUUUCAGGAUAUGAUGUAAAAGGUCAUGUUUUGAGUGAUGGUGAACCUAUUCAAGAUGUUGGAUUUCUUCUGUUCUCUAAAUCUGUAGACCAAAAGAACUUUCCUGGAUGUGAAGAUAUCCCACCUGACGUAGUAGAGAUCAUUAAAACAAAAAUGGAGGUUGAUGUGCCUCUUUGCCGUGUCAAGUCUGGUGUUGAUGGACUGUUUGUCUUCCCCAGCAUUCCGAGUGGAGAGUACACACUGGUUCCAUAUUACCAAGGAGAACUCAUAACAUUUGAUGUGGUUCCCUCAAAGCUUACUUUCUCUGUCAAUUACAAAAGUGUUGUGUUGAAGACUCCAUUCCAAGUGCAUGGAUUUUCCGUUACUGGUCAAGUUCUCACAGCAGAGGGGCAAGGUAUUGCAGAUGUGAGCAUUACAGCUGGUGAAGAAAUUACUGCAAAAACAACUGCAGAAGGUGUUUAUGUGUUAAAUAAUGUUACAGCUGGAGCUUACACUAUUCAGGCAAGCAAAGAACACUUUUUUUUCAACUCCAUUAAAGUUCAAGUGACUCCAAACACUCCUAGGCUACCAGAGAUAACUCCACAAGCAUAUCAUUUGUGUGGGGCUCUUAAAUUUGAUGAGUUUCCUCCUGGAGUCACUCAGUUGAAAGGACGUAAAAUGAUUCUACAAACAGAAGGAGCUUCGAUUGCCACAAGGUCAAUGUCUACCUCAGUUGAUGAAAAUGGCAACUUUUGCUUUAAAGUAUCACCAGGGACUCAUAUGAUUCAGCCAAUAAUAACCAUGCAAGAAGUCGCCGCUGGCUUGGCAUUGACCCCCAAAGAACAAGUAGUGACAAUAAAGAACAGUCCCGUUCUUGGUAUAACAUUCUCACAAUUCAGGGCAACUGUUACUGGGACUGUCAAGUGUAUUGGUGGCUCUUGUAGCGGAGUAUCUAUUACACUUCAAUCAGUGUCAAAUCCAGGCCUUCCAAAAGCAGAAGUCCAGGUGGCUGAAACUUCUUUUAUCUUUAAAGAUGUCUUUCCUGGAAAAUAUAAAGGAGUUUACAACCUGAUGCCACGUUCAUGCCAUCAGUUUGAGCAAGAAGUGUUCAAGUAUAACACCUCUGCACCAUCUGUGUUGACACUGACAGCCAUCAAACAUUUGCUCUCUGGCACAGUCAAGACUCAGGAACCUAUGAGUGAUAUUACAAUAAAAAUCAGGUCCCUGAAGUCCAAAGAAGUCACCAUCCUUGGACCACUGAAACCGGAAUCAAACGAAAAGAAAGAUUCCAGUGAUGCAAACAGCAGCAAACCAGACGAGGAAAAACAACAGCUUUCAUACAACUUUUCACAUUGGGGAAGGCGCGGCGAGGAAUUUGAAAUUACCCCAGUGUCUUCAGAACUGUUGUUCUACCCUGAGAAUAAACUUGUCACCAUCUCUGAUGACUGUCCGGCAGCAUGGGCUGAGUUUGAAGGAAGAAAGGGUGUGUUCAUUGAGGGACAAAUCACCCCUCCCCUGAGUGGCGUGCAGAUUGUCAUUUCCUCAGCCGGAGAGCAGCCGAUUAGCGAUAUUAAAGUGGAAACAGACACGAAUGGAAAAUAUAGGGUGGGUCCCCUGCAUGGUGGCGUUGAAUACUCGCUGGCUGCGAGCAAAGCAGGUUUUGUACUCAGUCCUGCGGCUGGUAAGAAGGGAGAUUUUCAAGCGCUGAAGCUUGGGCAGAUUGACAUUACGGUGACAGAUGAAGACGGCCAGCCAUUAUCAGCAGUUCUUCUGUCACUCAGUGCAGGACAGUUUCGCAGUAACAAUCUCACUCUAGAAAAUGGCUCCAUGGUCUUCGCCAACUUGGGCCCAGGACAAUACUUUUUCCGUCCGAUGUUAAAGGAAUAUACCUUCACGCCUCCUUCGCAGAUGAUUGAUGUGGGUGAAGGUUCAAUUGUUCAACUGCAGGUCAAAGGAAAAAGAGUUGCGUUUAGCUGUUUUGGGGCGAUUUCCUCGCUAAAUGGUGAACCAGAGAAAGGCGUGGCAGUUGAGGCGAUCGGUCUGGAAAGUUGCGAAUCUUUUCAAGAAGAAACAGUUUCAGAUCAAGAAGGACAAUACCGAUUACGUGGACUUCAGCCUGGCUGUAUGUACAGAGUUCGAGUAAAGAUCGGAGACAGCAAUCCGCAUAUCGAGAGAGCUUCCCCGUCAUUUAUUGAUAUACAGGUGUCUUCAACAGACCUUCAGAAUGUUAACAUGAUCGCCUUCCGUCACAUCAAUCAAUUUGAAAUCACGGGAAAUGUGGACACGGACAGUAAAUUCGUUUCAUCUCUAAAGGUAACGCUGUCUCCAGAGAGUAAUCCAGAGACUCCAGUAUUCACGACUCCCGUGAGUGUGGCCAGUUACUUCCAGUUUCCGUCAGUGCCUAAUGAUGGACAAGUGUACAUCGUUCGUUUGGAGUCUUCCCUCUCAUCACUUAACUAUCAGUACAUCCGACCUGAAUCUACGGUCACUGCCACUGGAGUGCGGGCUCAUGUUACGUUCAAGUUUGAACCACAGCCGCGUAAAGUUGAACCGGAACCAAGCCAAGGAUCAUUUCUGACGUUACCUUUGUUAGUGAUUCUGAUUGUGUUAGCUGUGAACCACAAUAAGCUCAUUCCUUUCAUCCAGCAAGUACCUCAAUUCAUACAGGGAGUAUCCGCCGACCAACUACAGGCUCAGUUCGAGGAUCCUUACAGGAACAAGAAGAAACCAAAAGAUACGCGACGAAGAUAACAAAAAGUACGGUCUAGGAAUUAUGUCGAAUUAUUUUAAUGCGUCACAACGAUUCAAUAUUUACACGAUGCCUGAAGAAACAUCCCAAGCAAGAACGUCCCUUUUACAUUUGUAUGUUUAAGUUGUCACAAGAGUGCUCUUGGUGAAAAGCGACGAGAGAAUACUUCGUAUCGUCAUUGCUCAUCGAGCGAGUUCUGUGACGCGCUUGGUGUUGUCUUGAUAAUCGCUUCCGGUUGUUACGUUCUGUCGGCAUUGUUUUCUGAACAGUAUUGUUCUCUGAAUAGUCUAAGAAAGGUAUAAAAACUCUUGGUUAGUCUCUGACACUUCUUGUAGCUUCCAAGGGGAAAUUAGGUCUCAUUGAAAAGAUUUUUACUGAACUUAUGCAAACUUUGACCACUAGAUAAACUUACCCCGUUAAAAAUGUAAUAAAUUUAGUUAAUUAUCA